UUACUCCGAUCCGAUCCGUAUAAUAAUUUUGUAAUAAAUUUAAUGUAUGUGAUAUGUUGAGAGAAACUUCUUCCACCAGGCCAGCAUCUUUUGCUUGGUGGAAUUGUCGAAGAAAGCUUUAAAGCAAUGCAACCGACGUGUCAUCAUGCCAGGUCAACAUCGUAUCCUAUCCCACGAAGAAGCUAAGAGAAAUGAGAGAAUAUCAAUGAUUGCUGUCGACCAUUUUUGCGGCUCCGCGUAAUACGACGACCCUUUAUUCUGUCUAAGAAACUCCUUGGUGGCUCAUCGAUGUGUAACACGUUAAAACCUGUACAUUUUCCUUUAUAUAUAUAUUAUAUAUGCCCUAAUAUAACAUAAUUCCCUUCCAUCAAUUCAUUUGCACUUUGCUAGCUUAAUUUGCAAACAAAAUCUAUUUUCUUUUCUUAACAAUAAUGGAGGCAAUAACUUCGUUCUCUCGCCGUCCCAACACGCUUGCGGCCAGGCGUUUUAUGGGAACUCCACCUCGUACCACCGGCGACAAGAAAAUGACGAGGAGGAUUAUUGCGGCGGCGAGAAGGGGGGAUAAUGAUCAAGAUCACCGGUGCAGUGGGCGCAACAAGAUCGUGGACGAGAACAUGAUAGUGCUAAGACUGAGGAUUAAGGAGAUGAAGGCGUUGGAGGGCGACGACGGGGAUCGGACGGCGGAGAUGCAUUGGAUGGGAUGGGAAAAGGAGUACGUGAAACAUUACAACGAGGAUAUUUGUGAAUUCAUAGGUUUGUUGCAGAGGUUUUUGAUGGAGAAUAGGCCGGCGUUAGGUUUGGGGUUGAUGGCAGUGGUUCUUGGGAGUGUGUCAUUGUCAACUUUUGUUGGAAUCAUGCAUGUCAUGGAGAUGGCCAAGGGAUUGCUGUCUCACCUUAAUUGAAGAGAUACAGUACAAUCUUAUCUGAUCUUAGUUUGAAUUUCUUGAAAUGAGAGAAUGGCCAAGUGAUCACAACUGUAAGUCUCACCUUAAUUGAAUACAAUCAUAUCUUAGUUUUCUUUAAAUGAGGGUAUCGCCAAGGGAUUGAGUACUGCCUAACCUUAAUUGAAUACAAUCUUAUCUUAAUUUUGUUGAAAUGAGAGUUGGUAUGGUGCGUGAAUGAACUAGGAUUGCUAGCUAGCUUCCAUAUGGUAGUAAUAAAUUUUAUCAUGAAAAAAAGGUUGGGGUUAGAGAAACGCCCACACACCAUAUCUACACUUUUAAUAAGAGCUUAGACCCCUAACUGGAACUAAAAAAAUGUUGGUGUAAUAGUCUGUUAUAAGAAAUUGUACUUUGUAUUCUUUCA
Messenger RNA from Ipomoea triloba (trilobed morning glory), 1305 nucleotides. RefSeq lists its product as uncharacterized. The record is from RefSeq and is a predicted model, not a curated record. The coding region runs from base 432 to 902 and encodes 156 amino acids. NCBI's taxonomy places the organism in Eukaryota, Viridiplantae, Streptophyta, Magnoliopsida, Solanales, Convolvulaceae. The transcript has a single exon.